AUGGAUAGCACAUAUCAUGUUAAAAAAGAUGAUCUCUAUAUUUUUCAUUGCUCCAAAGAAAUAUUAGAUUCGUUAGAAUUGAUGUAUUUUGAUGAAAACGAUAUAGAAACAAUCAACAAUAAUGCUAAUUCCACUGAUACUAAUUCCAAUAUUAAAAAUAACGUAAUUGAAUUUAGUAAAGAUGCUAGCUUCUGUAAUGCCUGUAGUACCGACAUUUCUAACAGAGAACAUUAUAAGACUGAUUUCCAUAGAUUCAAUAUUAAAAGGCGAUUACAUAACUUACCUCUAGUAAAUGAGGAAGAAUUCGAAUCAAUUGUAAAUAAUGACACAGAAAGUAUUUCUGGCUCGGAUAGUGAUGUUGAGGAUGAAGAUGCUCAGGAUGGUGACAGAUUAUAUGAGAUAGAAAAAGAUGGUUUAACUACUGCUUUUGAAAAAAAUAUGAAACAGGCUUCACUGUUAACAACCGCUGAGAAGAAGAAUAAUAAUAAUAAGCAGGCAAGUUUUUUAAAUACAAAAUCACCUUAUAUCUUCAUGAAAAGUAAGCUGAUUCCUGAAAAUAAAAUAUUGGGUGCUUAUAAAGUUUUAUUCAGUGACAGUGACUAUCCAUUGAAAGAGUUAAAGGGAAACUUGCAACUGCAAGAGGAUGAAACAUCCGCUAUUUUUAUGAUUGGUGGUGGUCAUUUUGCCGGCGCUAUUGUUUCUCAUAAAAGACUUAAAAACAUUACAUUUAAUAAAAAACUAGAUUUAUCGAUAUCCGAGCAAAUGGUUAAUUUGUUACAUCAAAAAACAUUUCAUAGAUAUACAACCAGAAGGAAACAAGGUGGUACACAAAGUGCUAAUGAUAAUGCAAAGGGCAAAGCAAAUUCUGCUGGGAGUAAUCUACGUAGAUACAAUGAAAGAGCCCUAAAGGAAGAUAUUGCCAACUUACUGAAAGAAUGGUCUCCUUUUCUAAAAAGUUGCAAGUAUAUUUUUAUUAGAGGGAACGGUCAAUAUAACAAAAAAAUGUUAUUUGAUGAUAACGUUUUGCAACAAAAUGAUCACAGGAUAAAAAACUUCCCCUUUAUUACCAAAAGACCAACUGCUUCUGAAUUAAAGAGAGCCUGGUGCAAGUUAACUUACCUUGAUAUAUUGAAUAGGCCUGAAAAAAAAAGGAAAAAAGAAACUGAGAAACAAUCAUUUGCUAUUAAUAAAGUUGCAAAACAACAAGACCUGUCAAAGGGGGGAAAUAACCAGGUUGAAACGCCAGUUGAGAUUAAACAUACAAAAGAAUUAAUCCAGUUGGUUAAAAAAUCUAAGAUUCCUCUUUUAAUAUCCUAUUUGAAAAAAAACAAUCUAGGCAUUGAUUUUGCGUUGCAACCCCUUGAUCAAUACAGAUCAACAACACCGACUUUGCUACAUUACGCUGCUGCUAAUGGUCUAAAAAAUGUAAUUUAUAUAUUGCUAAAUACAUUAAAGGCUGACCCAACUAUAAAAAAUCUCCACGGUAAAGUUGCAGCCGAUUUAGCUUCAAAUUUGGAAACUCAACAAAUGUUCCAAUUGGCUAGAAACAGUUUAGGAGAGGAGCAUUGUAAUUGGGACACAGAUGCUCAUGUUGGUGUUCCCUUGACCAGAGAGCAUAUUGAUAAAGAGAAAGAGGAAUUGAAGAAACAAGAGGAAGAACAUAUGAACGAGCAAUUAGCAAAAAUUAAGUUGGAACAGGAAAACUUGAAAAGAGAAAAUUAUAUAAAAAAAGGUGUAGUAGAACAGAGAUUGGGUUCAGACAAAGCAUCGAAAAAGGUAAAUAGCAUAGAAUUGGCUCCAUCUAAUGUACAACAAACUUUAAAUUCGUUGAAUCCCGAGCAAAGAAUGAGACUAAUGAGAGAGCAAAGGGCUAGAGCUGCAGAAGCUAGGAUGAGAGCAAAUAUUAAAUAA
Messenger RNA from Saccharomycodes ludwigii, 1911 nucleotides. RefSeq names its product Vms1p (gene VMS1). Lineage: Eukaryota; Fungi; Ascomycota; Saccharomycetes; Saccharomycodales; Saccharomycodaceae. Bases 1 to 1911 code for a protein of 636 amino acids. The record is from RefSeq and is a predicted model, not a curated record. The transcript has a single exon.